This is a messenger RNA of Drepanopeziza brunnea f. sp. 'multigermtubi' MB_m1, 750 nucleotides long. RefSeq lists its product as uncharacterized. The record is from RefSeq and is a predicted model, not a curated record. Lineage: Eukaryota; Fungi; Ascomycota; Leotiomycetes; Helotiales; Drepanopezizaceae.
AUGGAUCAAACAAUGCUCAAUACCACUAUUGCCACCGUGUUCAAGGCUAUGAACAACCAAAUUGCCCAACAGAAAUGCCACAGCUAUGGUUUCUUCAUGAGGCACUUGACGCGUUCGCAAUUGGAUGGUAUAUUCUGGGGCUUGUUCUGCUUCCAGAUAGCUGCCCUAGUUGGGGAGGUUCAGAUCUAUGACAGAGUGCGUAACAAAAACGAGCUACUGAAAAAGAUGAAGGCAAGCGACAUGCUGAUCGAUGCCGUUGAGAUCGAUGAAUCGGAGAGAGCCUUCCGUAGGCUCUCCAAAUUCUGCCUGGCCUUCUCGUUCUCCAUGUUCCUUCUUCUAUGCAACUCUCUAGCGAUGCAGAUAAUCGCUGCUCAAGCCAUUCUUUUCUGCCACCAGGAAUCACUGACGCACCUGUACUCUCCCAUCUGGACGGUCUUUGCUCUUGGCAUCACGUUUGCUACAUUUGGUUGCUGCAUUCAACAGAUGUAUCACCUCAAUGAUUUUGAUCUGCCGGGCUUUGGCGUCGCUUUGGGCACGCCUAUCUUAGUGAUAAGCGCGCUGAGUCAUUACCUGACUGCAUAUAUCAGCCAGCCCGACCACGAGGCUGAUUUGAGGUUCUCGGAAAGUCGGAGCAGGAUGAGAAGAGGCGAUGUCGCUGGCAUUCGCCACGGCGCUUCUCCCAAUGUGGAGAAGAAUGCAGCUUCCCAAAUUCCUACGCCCAUAAGACCGACUCCGCCCGGCCUGGAGUAA